This is a messenger RNA of Amoebophrya sp. A25, 1942 nucleotides long. Lineage: Eukaryota; Dinophyceae; Syndiniales; Amoebophryaceae. The record is from the annotation of a GenBank genome assembly.
CUAAUCUGCCGUGUCAAUCUUGAGAGCACUAAAAAAGUCUCUCUGUCAACCUUGAGAGCAGCUCUGUAGUGAAUCUUUUUGAGUGGUGAGUUUGAGAUGUAAUUAGAUCACCCAUGAUGGACGAAAUAAAAAUCAUCUAGAUAGCACCCUAGAAGCCCUAAGCACUAUCAUUUACUGAUAUCAUUCACAUCAAAAAACACAGCCCAUAGUCAUCUUUCUCACAUGUUCCCUUUUAUUUCCCUCACGCCAUUGCCCUUUCGAUGUCGUUGCUUAGUCAAAACAACUCUCUUGUGUUUUUAUUCUUGCUACUAAGUAACUAGAAAUGUUGCAUCAUCUUGAUUCAAGCCUCCAUUCAUCGUAUGACCACAGGUUAUCCAUUUCAUGUUGCUUAGUUAGCAUAGCAAGACUCCCCUAGGAAUGGCCAACAUUGGUACAUACACAAUCAUUAUUAUGGCUGUUACCAUCUCGACUCUGUGUGUUGCUUUGCAGUUGUCCUAAAAAUGGCUUCCUAUUAACUGAUGCUUAAAUUUAAAGCAUCAAGCAGCAAUCAUAGUGACGUCCUCCUUCUCUACUCAUUUGCAUUUCAUCCACUACUAUAAGCUGCAAAAUGUUGGCUUCUGAGAGGAGCGCUCGCAGGGUGAUCAAGCAGAAUGCUACCCAAAAGAGGGUGAUGGACAGGCUGGAGUACAAGGAUGCGGUGCGUGGUGAGUAUGGCCGAAGACCGGUUUUCCAACGAAGUCUGCACAAUCAGCAAGUGCGUGCUGGUUUCGGGAAUCAAGUCCGCACCAUGAUGCAGAGGUUCAAAAAGCGCUUGUUCAAAAAACAAGGGAGCAGAGGAAACCACGCAUAUGGCUAUGGGACGUCAUCGCUGCUGCCACCGAGUGUGUACAAGGAUCUGCGAUCGACGCAUAGAGUAGCGCGCGUAAAUCUCUAUUGCCUGUCCUGGGUAAUGGCUUUCGGUUAAGGCUUGGGAGUUGCCAUCUCUAUGCGCGUCUCUAUGUCUUCUUCAAGUAGGAAAGCCACAGAUAUGCGAGCUAGAGAUGCCAACUUUCAACCCCUAACUCGGCUGCUGUUGCUUUACUCCGCUCAUUUGCUUAAGCAGUUACUGCGUCUUAACUGUGCGUGAAAAAGUGGGCUCAUUAGAAUUGAUCAAAACCAAAGCUUACGUGGUGAUGAUGAUUUCCGUUUUAUCGCUGUUAGCCAUGCUGUGCGCAGGGUUGCCGAUAUCCAUCAUAGUAUUCGUAGCUGCGGGAGACGGAUAUGAUAACAAAAGCUUCGUGUCCGCUUGGGUAUCCUUAAGGCCAUCAAAUCCAAGUAGGAUGAUCCAAUUCUAUUCAUUUCCAAGUAGUAGGUGUUGUUGAGCUCUAAUAUCCGACUCACUAAGCGAGUGCACGCCGUUCACCUACGACAAGGACCAGAGAGGAAAACCACCUGAAUUCGAUGACGACGGAGUGAUAACGAAUGGUGGCGAUCCAAAUAAUUGCCACUACACUCGAAAGUGCUGUGCGCAAGAACGGACAGAGGUUUACGGCUUGAAACAUUUCAUGUAUACUAAAAGCGGGUAGAAGGAGUAGUUAGUCGUCAGGGAAAUCUUGAUAUGCAGAUUGCCGAAUGGAGUCACGCCAUCAAGUUUCUUCUACUCCCCCCCCAGCAAUACUAGCAUUGCUAUCGAAAAAUGAAAUGUUUCCUCAAGAACCCUUUUUAAGAAGUUAGUUGCUACCAACAGUCGAAAGAUAGGGCAGUGUGUCUUCGAAGUGCGGUUACGUCGAUCGAUAAUAAGCGCCAUCAUGAGCUGAGUCUUCCUUCAUACCAGAAAAAUAUCAAAGCCAGAGCUGGGCUCCUGCUAGACGCUUCCAUUAAGUACGUGACGCAAGCACAGUUCGAUAGCGAUGGGGGACUUACUGAGGUGAGUAGAGGUCAUUGUUUUCGGACUCUAGAUUAA